AUGAGCUCCAAUAAGAACCUUCAACGAAGUCCGGUCCGCAGCGGACUCAGCAAGACGCUCGCCACUGCACUCAUGCUCCCAAACCGGACGGAGCAACGUCCGUCGCCCUACGUGAUCACACCUGCACAUGUAUCAAGCACAGCCACGCCCUAUCGUACCCAGGAGACGAUAGACAACGAGCGAUACUACCAGGCACAGAUAGCGCAUCUACAGACUGCAUUGAUGCGAGAACAUGCCCUCUUUGUACGCUCUGUUGUCGCAGCCUCUAUUAUAUCCGGGACUUUACUAUUAUUUAUUGGUUUUCUACUGCUUCGACCAGCAAAGUGCGAUCAUGUCGGCCAUCGCAUCCAUAUACCAAUCUUCUCGCCCUGGACAUCCUCGCACGAGAAGGAGCAUCUCACUUCAUCAGGGUGGGGGUUCAGCACCAUCAUGCUCUUUCCGUUACUCGCCGUGCUCGCUUGGCAAAACAGAGACACUCUUUUGAUCCCUGUAUUCGAACUUUUGGCAAAGCAACUUCCGACUCUACGCAGACUUUUUAUCGGGUAA
Messenger RNA from Serendipita indica DSM 11827, 546 nucleotides. The record is from the annotation of a GenBank genome assembly. NCBI's taxonomy places the organism in Eukaryota, Fungi, Basidiomycota, Agaricomycetes, Sebacinales, Serendipitaceae.